Molecule: messenger RNA, 363 nt
Organism: Suillus subaureus
Lineage: Eukaryota; Fungi; Basidiomycota; Agaricomycetes; Boletales; Suillaceae
Exons: 2
Coding region: 137-292 (51 amino acids)
Source: RefSeq, a predicted model, not a curated record
CGCGCACUCACAUUCAUCACACUCUAACCAACUAUUCAGGUUCUGGGGACCUCCUCACUGACUGUCAAGUUAUGACAGGACCGUUCGUUGUAUUCCCUUUGUCUUUGAGUAAUGCUAAGUUGGUUACAGUGAUUACAUGACUAACUUCGGUGAAGGAAAUUGCACCGAGGCAUUUCGCACAUUCAAAACAACUCAUAAAUGCAACGUCUUUUGUCGAGUGUUUGAUUUGCAGCCCUUCAUCAUAGCUGAGCAAGGCUCUGUAUAUACCACUAUUUUGAAUGUGUAUCCUUAAAGUAAACGAGGGCGUCGAGAUUCUUCCCCGCUUUGUCCGACAUGAAAAUUUGAGAUACGCGUUUGAGAUCG